Molecule: messenger RNA, 1588 nt
Organism: Alosa alosa (allis shad)
Lineage: Eukaryota; Metazoa; Chordata; Actinopteri; Clupeiformes; Clupeidae
Gene: eif3d
Product: eukaryotic translation initiation factor 3, subunit D
Exons: 14
Coding region: 19-1446 (475 amino acids)
Biological process (GO): translational initiation
Cellular component (GO): cytoplasm; eukaryotic translation initiation factor 3 complex
Molecular function (GO): translation initiation factor activity
Source: RefSeq, a predicted model, not a curated record
UCAAGUUUUCAAGUCUUUAUGGCUAUGGCCAAGUUUCUAGCCCCCGUGAUCCAGGAUAACCCCUCAGGAUGGGGUCCCUGUGCAGUUCCCGAUAAGUUCAAAGACAUGCCCUACCAGCCAUUCAGCAAAGGAGAUCGUCUGGGCAAGGUUGCUGACUGGACCGGUGCUACCUACCAGGACAAGAGAUACACAAAUAAGUACUCGUCUCAGUUUGGAGGGGGCAGCCAGUAUGCCUACUUCCAUGAGGAGGAUGAGACCAGCUUCCAGCUGGUGGACACGGCCAAGACUCAGAAGACGGCCUACCAGAGGAACCGCCUUAGGUUUGCUCAGAGGAAUCUGCGCAGAGAUAAGGACCGCAGGAACGUCGCUCAGUUCAACAUGCAGACCCUGCCCAAGAGUGCUAAGCAAAAGGAGAGGGACCGCAUGCGUCUGCAGAAGAAGUUCCAGAAGCAGUUUGGCGUGCGCCAGAAGUGGGACCAGAAGUCACAGGCCCAGCUGAAGCCAAGGGACUCGUCAGUAGAGGUGCGUAGCGACUGGGAGGUCAAGGAGGAGAUGGACUUCCCCCGUUUGAUGAAAAUGAGAUACAUGGAGGUGGCUGACCCCCUAGACAUCGAGUGCUGUGGAGCUCUGGAAUACUACGACAAGGCCUUUGACCGCAUCACCACGCGUAAUGAGAAACAGCUGAAGAGCAUCAAGAGGAUCUUCCACACGGUCACCACCACUGACGACCCGGUCAUCCGCAAGCUGGCCAAGACCCAGGGCAAUGUGUUUGCCACCGAUGCCAUCCUGGCCACCCUGAUGUGUUGCACGCGCUCAGUCAACUCUUGGGACAUCAUCGUGCAGCGAGUGGGGAACAAGUUGUUCUUCGACAAGAGAGACAACUCUGACUUUGAUCUGCUGACCGUGAGUGAGACGGCCAACGAGCCACCGCAGGAUGAGGGCAACUCCUUCAACUCGCCACGCAACCUGGCCAUGGAGGCCACCUACAUCAACCAUAACUUCAGCCAGCAGUGCCUCAAGAUGGGAGGAGAGAGGCACAAGUUCCCCAAUCCCAACCCCUUCGUGGAGGAGGACAUGGACAAGAAUGAAGUGGCCUCUGUGGCCUACAGAACGACAUCCCAUCAUCCUCCUCCUCUGGUCUCCAGGUACGUGUCCCGCUACCACGUGAAGGACUCGGCGCGCCACGUCAUCCUGGGCACUCAGCAGUUCAAGCCCAACGAGUUUGCCAGCCAGAUCAACCUGAGCAUGGAGAACGCCUGGGGCAUCCUCCGCUGCGUCAUUGACAUCUGCCGCAAGCUGGACGAGGGCAAGUACCUCAUCCUCAAGGACCCCAACAAGCAAGUUAUCCGCAUCUACAGCCUGCCAGACGGCACCUUCAGCUCCGACGAAGAUGAGGAUGAGGAGGAAGAUGAAGAGGACGAGGAGGACGAAGAUGAGGAGAACUGAAGAACGGGAGAUGGAAGCCAAACCCAAGACCAAACGGGUCGGUGCUGUCCAGGCCCUAACCCGCAUCUCAUUGGAGUGGCUUGAGCACAUGUGUCAUCAAGUGUUGAGACCCAUUAAAGAUGGAGUGAUGUUGCAAAGCCCA